CGAUGAACGGGGGGUGUUGCUAUUGGCCUGGUGAAUCACAUGGCGAAGUGCUGCUUGGAUGUUAGUAUCUAUCUGUGUCCGAGAGGGAGAGCGAGAGCAUCGGCGCCGAAAUGAGUAUAAGAGUGUAUUACACAACUGUUACUGGCUCCAGGGAGGUGAAAUCCCAGCAGUGGGAGGUGACGCGGGUCAUGGACAGUAAAAGCAUCAAGUACGAAAUGAUCGACAUUGCACAGAAUAAUUCCUUGAAAGAGGAGAUGAGGAGCAAGUCGGGCAACCCCAGCGCUCUGCCUCCUCAGAUCUUCAACGGCGACCAGCACUGUGGGGGUUACGAGGAUUUUGUGGAGGCGGUGGAAACGAGUGAUGUGCGGAAGUUUCUGAAGCUCGACUAAGCUCCCUCUGUGCCAGAUGGACGAGAGGCAGAGUGCAGAGGCGACCCUCAUGCAACUCGCACUCUCCACGAGCGAUCCCAAUCACACGGCCAUGUUUGAAUCACCCAGUAACAGUAACAGCUUCUCCGUAUAUCAGCUUUGGCUCCUUCAUUGGAAGCUUGUUGCCAAUUCAUCCAUUCCAUUGUCAUUCUUCCACUAGCUAUUAAUGAGUCUCAGCUUAGUCAUUCCACAACUGAAUUAAAGCUUUGUCAUUCCUCGGGGAAAUGUGUAGGAUGCAAAAUCAUCUGGGGGUGGGGUGGUGGUGGGGGGGGCGGGGGUUAAGUGAACCAGAGCCUUAGGGAAAGCCUGAAGGUGGAGCAGGUGGUGGGAAGGGGGCAUCCAGAAUACCACUGAAUUACACCAAUGUAAUAUUCUACUCCCUCUCACCAGCUAUUUGGGAUGGGAGGGUAAAUGAAUAGAGCAGGAAGGGAAGAAUCCUGAGGGCUGGGUCCUGAGCUAUGUUUUUUAGGGAAUGGGAGGCAACCUGGGGGUUGGACUGUGGUGGGGAGGUUGCUGGAGGAAAGUAAAGGUCCUUGAAUUAAAGGGUAGAGUUCAAUGGGAGGAGUAAGGGAUGGAGCUCCUGGUGAUGUCGGCUGUGGUGGGUGAAGUCCUGGGUGGUCAGCUAAUGGCCGUGUACCCCAAUAAAUAAUUUAAUUGGCGUUGCCUCAGUUUCUCACUUGUAAAUGUCACAUGAUGACUGCUGGGACAAUGGAUGUUACACCAUUGAGACCCAAGAUUCUUCCUGUGAUAUUCAAUUUAAAGGGACGGGUGGGAUUUGGGGAGAUGGCUCAUUCUCAUUCAACUCUGUGCGGUGCCCAUCAUGGUUACUCCAGGGGUGACUCCCGGACAUCUUGUUGACCAUCUCUGGUAGGUACAUGGACCAUUGAAAUGACCUUUGCUAAAUUGGACCUCCAGUUUGUGUAAGUGCUAUCUUCCAUUGGGGUUGAUACCCAGUCAGGCUGGUUGUUCACCACCCUGUGAGACGGCUUUCCUUAUGUAAAAUGUUUCCUCACCCCCUUAUGUCGACCCAUGAAUUUUGUCCACAUCCUGCUAUCAUUCCUUGACUGAGAAUCACUCCCUGCUGCUGCCUCUCCCUGGAGUCCAGUGCAUUGAUUCAUUAUUUAUGUGAUUGCAGUUAUUACCAGAACGUUGCAAGGAUGCACAAUAACUGUUAAGGAAAUGCUUCACAGCCAGUCUGCUGCUGUAAUGUUUUCAUUCACUCUAUCUUUCCCUCUUUACAGCUCUCUCUCUCUUCUCUCUCUCUCUUUCUCUUUCUUUUGCUAUCCCAACCUGGACCAAGUAGGAUUUCUGCUAAAAUAUUAAAUAAUGUCUUCCAGGAAGAUAUGGAAUGUUUUGAACUCUCAA
Molecule: messenger RNA, 1793 nt
Organism: Leucoraja erinaceus (little skate)
Lineage: Eukaryota; Metazoa; Chordata; Chondrichthyes; Rajiformes; Rajidae
Gene: sh3bgrl3
Product: SH3 domain binding glutamate-rich protein like 3
Exons: 3
Coding region: 111-389 (92 amino acids)
Cellular component (GO): cytoplasm
Source: RefSeq, a predicted model, not a curated record